Molecule: messenger RNA, 627 nt
Organism: Aspergillus aculeatus ATCC 16872
Lineage: Eukaryota; Fungi; Ascomycota; Eurotiomycetes; Eurotiales; Aspergillaceae
Product: Rab family GTPase
Exons: 5
Coding region: 1-627 (208 amino acids)
Biological process (GO): exocytosis
Cellular component (GO): recycling endosome
Molecular function (GO): GTPase activity; GTP binding
Source: RefSeq, a predicted model, not a curated record
AUGGCUAACGACGAGUAUGAUACCUUUGUCCUUAUUGGAGACUCCGGUGUUGGAAAGUCCAACCUCUUGAGCCGAUUUACUCGCAAUGAGUUCAACCUGGACUCCAAAUCCACCAUCGGUGUUGAAUUUGCAACCCGCUCCAUCCAAGUCGAUUCGAAGACGAUCAAGGCGCAGAUUUGGGAUACUGCUGGUCAGGAACGUUACCGUGCCAUUACGUCCGCUUACUACCGUGGUGCCGUUGGUGCCUUGCUCGUCUACGAUAUCAGCAAGCACCAAACCUACGACAAUGUCAACCGGUGGUUGAAGGAGCUUCGCGACCAUGCCGACUCUAACAUCGUUAUCAUGCUGGUCGGUAACAAGAGCGAUUUGAGACACCUGCGCGCUGUGCCCACGGAAGAGGCCAAGCAAUUUGCCAGCGAGAACAACCUUUCCUUCAUUGAAACGUCCGCUCUCGACGCAAGCAACGUCGAGCUUGCUUUCCAGAACAUCCUCACAGAGAUCUACCGCAUUGUCUCCAGCAAGGCUCUGGAAGGCGGUGACGCGGGCCAGACCGUCCUGGGCGACCGUCGCGACAUGGUGAGGAUUGAGCAGUCGGAUACCUCCGAGACCAAGCAGGGAUGCUGUUAA